Molecule: messenger RNA, 817 nt
Organism: Lentinula edodes (shiitake mushroom)
Lineage: Eukaryota; Fungi; Basidiomycota; Agaricomycetes; Agaricales; Omphalotaceae
Exons: 4
Coding region: 7-417 (136 amino acids)
Source: RefSeq, a predicted model, not a curated record
UUCAAGAUGUUUGCCAACGUUCUCGUCCUCUUUGCUGGCCUUCCUGUUAUCCUCGGUUUGACCCUCGACACACCUACCAACGUAACUUCUGGCCUCGUUUCGAAUGUUACUUGGACUGCAACAGACGGCGAUCCUACGUUCACCCUCGAACUUAACCAUCCUUCUUUCAGUAGUUCUCUCGCUCUCGCCAACAAUGUCAAUCCCACCUCGGGAAGUCCGCUCAGUAUCGAAUGGCCCAUUGUUCCUGCUGAUUCUGACUAUACCCUGAGCGCUGUAAACAUUUCCAACAUCAACUCGGUUUUCUCUUCGUCAGCCUCAUUUUCUAUCGCACAAGCUCCUACAACAGGUGUCUCUGCCACCGUCAGUACUACAUUUACGACCGGUUUGUCAUCCAGCGGAGCAAGUGCAUCCACGUGAGUCAGCCAGUCAGUCGACUAUUUUCUUUGAUUUCAUAUCCUACAGUACUGGUUCCUCUGCUUCUACCACUGGUACUAGCUCCGCUGGAACGACCGGUACGUCAAGCUCUGGUGCUUCCACCACCAGUGCUAGUGGCAGUUUCAAUGGUGCUGCUUCCUUCAAUUCAGGAAACACAGGAGUAUUUGUCGCAGUUCUUAGCUCUAUCGUUGGCACUAUCUUCUUCCUUUAAGUCUUCUACGAGAUGAGAUCUCUCUCCAUCCAUGAACCAUCUUACUUUACUUUUGGAUUUUAUCCGGAUAUUACUGCCUUUCUCGCAACAAUUGUUCCCCUGGGUCGUAGGACUUAAUCUUCAUCAAUAGCUACAUGCACAUGGACUUCUUGUUGGCAUACUUCGUGACCC